Molecule: messenger RNA, 1506 nt
Organism: Bemisia tabaci
Lineage: Eukaryota; Metazoa; Arthropoda; Insecta; Hemiptera; Aleyrodidae
Gene: Iyd
Product: Iodotyrosine deiodinase
Cellular component (GO): plasma membrane
Molecular function (GO): oxidoreductase activity
Source: RefSeq, a predicted model, not a curated record
CAGUAUCGGAUAACCGCUUCAUCGCGUCUGUCAAGAUUCGCACGGGUGCAUGGAAUUCGGUGUUUUUCGGGCUGUGAGUCCCUACUACUAAAAUAUCAUAAUUUGAGUUUCAAUUCUUUAGUAUCGACGAUAAAAUUAAGCGUUUAGCUGAAUGAAACUAUGUUAAAAUGAAAAAAACUGAAAGAAACUAUGCGCACAGAUUUUACGCGGCUUGCAGUUUCUUUUGAUGUAAUUUAUUUGUACCUAGUUCCUUACGAUAAAAGUACGUGCGAUUAAGAAGUCCGAUCAUCCAGGAGUCAUUAAACUUCAGGAAAUGUUUUUAAACCACUCGAGCGAUGCUUCUGUUGUUCUUCACGGCACGAGUCAGCAGGAAAGCAUGUAGUCAGGAAAAGGUUGUUUUGAGCCCGAAGUAACCCGGGUCUUUUCGAUCAGUCAGUACAUCCAGAGAAAGCUCGAAAUCAUCAUGCUCGGAGAAAUCAAUUCGCCUUUUAUUGAGACGUACUGGCAGCACAUUCUGCUGGGUGCUGUGUGCUACUGGGCUACAAGGUACCUGAUGAGUUUCUCGCUCAUCAAUACGCUUGCCAAGGAGGCCAAGAAAAUCCGCCAAGUUCGACAGCAAAAUUCUGGUGGAGACAGUGAGGAUAGCGAGGACUUCGCGCUGAACCCGGAAGAUGUGGAGCCGGUGGCAAGCAGCGCUCUCCCAGUGGACCUGCCCCACGUGCCCUACGAGUUCACCCGACUCCCGCCCGAGGAAUCCCUGAAACGGGCCGAAGAAUUCUACCAACUCAUGAACUCGCGAAGAACCUUGCGCUUCUUCAGCGAUGAGCCGGUCCCGGUCGAGAUCCUCCACAAAAUUAUCCACACUGCAGGAACAUCGCCAAGUGGAGCACACACAGAACCGUGGACUUUCGUUCUGGUUUCUGAAAAAGACCUCAAACAAAAAAUCCGCGAUAUCGUUGAGGAAGAGGAGAGGAUAAACUACGAACGCAGAAUGAGUAAACAAUGGACAACAGAUCUGAAGCCGUUACGUACAUGCUGGGUGAAAGAAUACCUGACAGUGGCCCCAUAUUUACUGCUCGUUUUCAAACAGCAGUACAGCUACACCGACGAUGGCAAGAAGAAGCUUCACUACUAUCAUGACGUCAGCAUCAAUUUAGCCUCGGGCAUACUGCUCUCUGCAAUACACUAUGCAGGUUUGGUGACAUUGACGAGCACUCCUUUGAACUGCGGCCCAGCUUUGAGGGCAAUGUUCAACCGCCCCUCGUACGAGAAACUCACGCUACUCUUGCCAAUUGGCUACCCAGCGAAAGAUGCCACCGUCCCUGAUCUUAAACGGAAACCUCUCGCGGACAUAUUAAUUGAGUAUCAUUGAUCCGAGCACUACAUUCUAAGGGUAUUUUUUUCAAGCCCUUAGCUCAAAUAAAGUUAAUGUAACUAAUCUUAAGUUUAAUUUGUUAAUUGUUCAAUUUAAUUUAAUUAUAAAUUUUACGUGAAAGUCUGUUUAAA